AGGAGGCAGUGAGCCAGGGUUUGGGUUGCGCGUUGAAAUUCUGCACUGAAUUUAGCUUGAACUGCAUGAAAAAGUGAAACAUGGGAAAAAUGACGCAGUAGUCUCGUGUUGUGUAGCUUGUGGCCAAAUGGUUUAAGUGUUAACUAGGCGCUAGUAGAAGCAGAUACUUAGUAAGUUCAACGUCAGAACGAGCAGAAUGACGGAGUCACAGCAAUCUUCUGGGUCGCGGCCUCUCAGCGGGCUCUUGGGUUCCAGCUGGAGGAUGUUAACCGGGUCUUCGCCUUCCUCGUCCUCCUCAUCGUGUGCGUCCUGUCCUCCCUCCAGUACCUGCUCUUCUCUAGUAUCUCCUGGGCAAGACGAACUUUUGCAAGCUGAAGGCGCUAGGACUUCGUUUAAUUUUGAAGGUGGAGAUGGGAACCUGCCUGCCUUCACGGCCACGCGGCCGGAUGCCAAUAAGCCAGCGGAAGAACAGAUUUGGAGCGUGUUUUUGUCGGACAGGUAUCGUCGAUUCAACUUCAGCGGGCCGCAAGAGCUGGCAAACAUGCCGGCAUGGGUGGGCGAUCCUCAGAGGCUGGCUGAGGGAUGCUUUCUGCGCGGUGCUGGCGCUGGCAUUAUGGGCUACGGGCUCGGCUUAAUGCUCGGUGGGUUUUUUCACUCGAUGCAGCCGAUUGAUAUGGCACAGUACCAGCACUUGUCGACAAAAGAGCAGAUUAGGAUCUCCUACAAAGGAUUCGGUCCUGCCUGCACACGAAUGGGGAGGAACUUUUCCAAGGUGGGACUCGUUUACAGUGCAACCGAGUGCAUGAUUGAGAAGGAGCGGGGCUGCCACGAGCUGGCGAACGCGGUCUACGCGGGUUGUGCAACCGGGGGCUUUCUCGCGAUAGGCAGUGGGCCCGUUGGCAUGCUAACAGGUUGCGCGGGCUUCGCGGCGUUCUCGUUCAUGAUAGAGCAGUUCAUGGGCCAUCAUGCGUAGGAUCUGUCUCUGAAGUGCCACACUCUUUUGUUUUGUAAAGGGCCGAUACUUGUUGAUCAUGUGGACGCCACAAUCCAUGUGAGUGCUUCGAUUGGGAGAAUCCAUGGUAUCUAAAGAGACACUGAUAUUAUGAGGCUUCUUAUUUUCCAGUUGUCUUUUUGAUCUUGCGCGGUUUUCAAAAACCAGCCGAAUAGACGCACAACUCGUGCGAACAGGGAAUGGCGACGGUGCGCGCCACGACAACUUGAUCUCGAUAGAUU
Messenger RNA from Amoebophrya sp. A25, 1233 nucleotides. NCBI's taxonomy places the organism in Eukaryota, Dinophyceae, Syndiniales, Amoebophryaceae. The record is from the annotation of a GenBank genome assembly.